AUGGUCAAGCACCCUCGAGGCAGUUACAACGUGCUUACAACUGUCUCAGGAAGUUCUAGUGGGAAAGGUAGGCCGUCAGGGAAACGGAAGAGGUGUGGGAGGUUCACCAACGGCGGGAGCGGGAGCGGGAGCGGGAGCACGGGGGGGGCAUCGUCAAGGACACACUCAGCCCACGCUGCCUCCGCCGCCGUAUCACCCCCGCCGGACCUCUGCGACCACCCUGCUUGCCUCCUCGGCAGCGGCACCGUUGCUAGCUCGACCACCGUCUCGCGAGCUGGGACUGCGGGGGGCUCCGCGGCUGAAUGGGGAGGUGGGGGGCUGGAGUCUCUUGCCCGGAAGGAGGUGGAGCACCAGCGGUGGCGGUGCAAGUCGGACAAGUGCCGGGGUAACUCUUACCACAUGAUGUGCCUCGAGACUCGCGCAGGGAGGGAGCCCUCGAAGGCGGGGCGAGACGCUUGUUCGGAAGGCGGCGGCGGCGGUGGUGAUGACGGCGGAACGGAGAUGUCGGGGACUACGGAGGCUCUAGCGACCGAGCGUCUCGCCGGCGAAGCGGACGACGACGACGACGACGACGACGACGACGACGACGACGACGACUCAAGCGGCAGCGAGGGCAACCGCGGCAACCUGCCGCCCGCCGGUGUCGGCGAGAAGUCGGGCGUCGUUAUCGAGAUUGGAGAAGCGGAUGCCGUCGGCAAGAGGUUGACGGCGAUCACAACAGCGGUAGCGGUGGCGGCGUCGAUGACGGGCAUGAAAGUCGUUGCCGUGGCGGGGGCGUCGUUGCCGGUAGCGGCGGCAACGGGGGUUGCGGCGACGGAUGUGGGUCCGGUGAUAGGGUUGACAGCGGCGGCGGCGGCGGCGGCGGCGGCAGCACCAAAAGAGGAGGAGUUGUGGGGUUGGCGGGGUGACCUCCUGUGUCCGGAGUGUGGAGGCGUUGUCGCCACCCUGGAAGAGGCGGCCCUGGCGCAGCAACGAAUCGUGCGCUAUAGGACCUUCAAGGCUGCGCUGUCCAGAUCCUUCUUUUUUGAAUUCGGGAAAGAGAGAUCUGCGGUCGAAGAUGACCGUGGCCUGGGUAUCAAGGGUUCUGUCAUCGUCAAGGGACAUUCCACGCACAUGUACGGCUCGAUCUGCGCAGGAGCUGCCGACUUCAUCUUUCGGAUAUGCGGCCUGACUUGCCACGACUGCUUCCUCGACAUCGGUAGCGGGCUCGGGCAGAUCGUCACACAGGCGGCUGCGUGGGCGGGCUGCAAGUCGCUGGGGGUGGAGGUGGUCAGGGAUCGUCACCAAGCCGCAGUCCGCCUCUACAACAUGGUCAAGCGUGAGACGGCUGGCACAGCGCUGGAUGUCAGUGCACUCGCGCGAGUCAGGCUGAUAGAGGGGGAUUUCGUGGACAAGUGGGAUGAGAUCAAGGACUGCACGGUGAUCUACUUCAACAACGAGCGGGGCUGGUUCAAGGCGCCGGGUGGGGAUCCCAUCAAGGCCAAGUACAGCUACGAGUACCAGCUUGUGUCGCUGCUUCAGCAGCUAGGGAGGUCCGUGACCAUGGUGACGAUGGAGAAAAUGGACCCGUCUCCGCAGGGCUGGACCCACACCGAGCACAUCUUCGGCAAGCCCAAUGGCGACAAGCGGGUGGCCACAUUCGCCGCGGGCUCGCUCAACUUCCACUUGUACAAGACGAACUCGGGCCCCUGGCAGUGCUCGUUCUGCAAGCAGCAGCACGCCACGACCGUGAUCAAAUGCUCCUGUCCAUCCAGCAGGCGUGCGGAUCUAAGGCCGAAGAUAGCAGGCAGCGCCAGCAGCAGCAACGGUAGCAGUGGCACCUGAACGGGCGGCCUCUCCCCUCUUUUCACGCAGCAGGAGCGGGAGCACCUAGCUGUUUUUGCGCGUUGGUCAGCUAGUCAAAGGCCCCUUUCACGAUACGUUGCCACGGGCCGGCAAGUGCCUUGAAUGACAGGGGUUGAACGAACCAUGUUUUGUCUGUGCCUGAGCGGAUCAGUCAGAAAGCGUCGUAGAUGAGAACGAAUCGCUAUCGUGCGUAGCUUGGGGGUGUUGAUAGCUUAACGCGGUGGGCGCUUGGAUAAUGCGACGGUGCGGUGCGGUGCGGUGGCUGAAAAAAGCAGGCACUGCAGCCGUUCCGCGUUUGUUGGCUAGAGCAAGGAGCGGGGGCAUCGUACGCCCCUGUUCGGUAUUUAAGGGUCUCCGGGAUAGGAAGGAGAGAACACCUUUUCGGAGGUAUGCAUAUGUCGCCCAACUUGGCAUUUUCUACCAGAACCUUCGUUUAUCGUCGUCGUCAGCGAAGCUAUUAGAAAGCUUCGCCGCGUCCCUUCGACGGGGCACCAAGAUUGGAACGGGCACACUGCUUGGGGGGGGGGGGGUUUGGCAUGGCCUGUAGCAACAAGGCCGGGGCGGGGGGAAUUGGCGCAACGGCGUCCCCCGCCCCGCAACACUGGCGAGCGUUGACGCGGCGUGACCGCGAUUGCAAAUGUCGAUCGCCGUGCUGAUGCCGCCUCCUCGUGCUUGCUGAGCACAAGUACCUCGUUUCGAAUCCGUUUCUUUCAGCACGAGUCUGGAUGUUUUUUGAACCGAGAGGUGAAUGUAGGGGGUUUCGGAAGUGCGAUCGACAAUUUCAUCUUAACGAAAGGUACGAGAGUGAACGAACCCCGACAAUCCGCGCUGGGUUGGCCACCAUGGGUCGGGUGUGCUGGCCUGAUGAAACCCUUUUCUUUGGCGGGGGGGGUGGAUCUUAGACAACUACAAAAGGGAUGCUGAAAGACAACCAGGCAUCGCUGCUUCGUGUUGGACUACAGUGGGUGGCCCGAUAUAGUGCCGGUUGAAUAGUGCCGGUUGCCGGUAUAGUGCCGGUGUUUUCGGCUCGCACACACCGGAAUAUCAAGUCUUUCUGUACUCUGAAUAGUGCCGGUGCCCGGUAUAGUGCCGCUUUGCUCUCUGAACACAUACCGGCACUAUAGAGGGCCCCCUACUGUAUUGAAGAGGGGAGAUGGGGGGCCAUAUCUUGCUUCGGGUGGCAGAUGUGGGGAACAACUCCGACUCGAAGUGUCAGUUUCGUGUUUUAUUUAUUAGUGCAGUCCAGUGGACUGCUUCUUUUCUGUGUUUUCUUCCGCCUCGCCGAGUGGGGAUGGGGCGGGCAGCGCACGACACGCAUAGCGCUCCGCCAGAUAGAUACCUCGGUGUUGCCGCGUCUUUUAUCGUGGUUUACUCUCCCGGUACGUUGGUUGGACGUCAAGCUGUUGCGAGAUUUCACCGCGACUCCCUACACGUGGCGCAUGUUGUUUUCGUGAUCUCAACCAACACCAUGUACAUACAGCAUGUUGGUUUGCCGUUGGGAUGAUCCUGUCGUGAAUGCUAUUUAUUAUUACGUGCUUGCCAGCUCUUCGGGGGUUACACCCUUCGUAGGUUGUUGGUAAUGGGAUUUCGGGCUGACAAGAAGAAGUCGUCGUCAGCGGGAGGUUGUCCGUUUUGUGGUGCGUUUGACUUUGGAAGAAAAAAAAAAGGACAAGGAUGCGGCUCCUAUCUGUGUGUGUGCACUUCGUCAUUCAGGGCUGACUGCUGCUGUCCCUGCGAUGUUGUGUCUUAAAUUUCUUCCUGUAGGCUGGGGGCAAUGCGAAGAUUUCCUUCCAGGAGUUAUUUACGGCUCGAUUGUGCGGCGGCAGUCAAUGACCGCUAUAUAUGCGCCAUCGAAGAGAACAAACAAUCGUAAUGAUGAGCGGCUGGUGGUGUUGUGUUGGCGGUUUAGGUACAAGUAAGUAGUGCUUGCUUGUUUUUUUCCUGCUGAACGUUUGCCACGUUUGAAAAUGAGUGGUGGGGGCGGGUUGGUCUUUCCUGGACGCGAAAACUAAAGGAUUCGAGUGUGGAUGGUUCUUUCGGUGGGCUGAUGGGGAUAUAUAUAUAUAUAUAUAUAUACAUGUAGGGCUGCUAUUUUUUCGUUCCUACCGAACGUGGUCGUUGUUCGGCCCUUCGAACAGUGUGAGAAGGGCCUGUCAUAUUGUGGUUGCAACUGUUAUUAUUUUUUCUUUUGUUGUUCAGAACAAUACGGCGAAACCAGCUGCGAGCUGCCGAAGGGAAUCAUCACCUCGCCGCACUUUUUGUAGCGAAAAGGAAAGAGUUGUCACGUCCGAGGCCUUGCUUGGGCGUCGAGGGAUGUUUUCCGAAUAGCACAAAAUGCUGCUGGAAAAGGCUGGGUCUUAACGGAACAUCUAGAGUAGUGCAAGGAGUUCUUCUGGGUGGUGAAUACACAUGUAAUCCACCACAUGCAGCAAGUUCUUAGCGCUUUUCUGGCGACUAGUGACUGCAAGCAAGGUCAGACGAAUGGGGAACGGAGGUGGACGCAUCUCUCCUCGUGCUGCGUUUGUGUUGCGUGGUACAGGAGACAGGCCUAGGGAGUGCGUGGAACAUGAGUUUUAUUGCAUGACAUGCGUUCCGCACACCACGAAUGCAUUAGGAAGAGAGAGACGCGCAAAUCUGUGCUGCGUUUCGCACUGCUCUGUUUUUUUUCUUGGCGUGUUUUUUUGUGGUUGUUCUGAGGUGGACGGUCCAGCAGCAUGGUGGCUGACUUUCGGAUACUCACGCCUUAGAGAGAGAGAGAGAGAAAAAUGUAGACUCAGUAGCAUUGGGGGAAAUGCCGCUCUGUGGUUGCGGGCACACGCACACAUCAUCCACGCCGUAGUCUAGAGACUCAAAAAACGGGACGUUGAAGUUCACGCGGUUUCGCACGAAAGGUGCAACAAGAAGCUGCACAUUCGCUAACAUUUUUCGUUCCUUACGGACGGGUGUUUUGCGGUAUAGUAUGACUGUGGGUCAGUGGGCUUGUCGAACGACAAGAUGCGGUGUUGAACGGUGCGGGCGGGGAUCAGUUGCGCUCGUCGAACGAUCUAGCACGGCAUGUAUUCAAGCAAGAUGGAUCGCCGAUAUAUACUAGGUUGUCGGUGUUUGCAGCAUCAUGGGAGGGGGGCGGGGUGAGGAGAAGGAAGGGCAAAUGGAUGUCACGUAGGUUAGAGAAAUGCACUCUGUGUCUUGUCUGCUUGUUGUUUGAUCUUGGUUGGACGCAUUAAAUGCGGAAUGAGCAUUCCUUUUGGCUAAGGACGGCAGCAGCAGCGUUAAGCGAGGUUACAACAAACACGGAGCGAGGAGGGCAGGAAAUUCAGGUCUCUCUUCCGAUUGUCGCUUGCCUGUUAUGUAGAGUAGUACACCACCCUGCUCUCUCUGUCCUUCUUUCCUUCACCAUCCGACAUGUGUGCGCGUGU
Molecule: messenger RNA, 5261 nt
Organism: Ectocarpus sp. CCAP 1310/34
Lineage: Eukaryota; Phaeophyceae; Ectocarpales; Ectocarpaceae
Source: the annotation of a GenBank genome assembly